Lycium barbarum (goji berry) is the source of this 1560-nucleotide messenger RNA. Its product is annotated as protein PAL OF QUIRKY-like. Gene Ontology annotation, molecular function: protein binding. Bases 198 to 809 code for a protein of 203 amino acids. The transcript is spliced from 2 exons. The record is from RefSeq and is a predicted model, not a curated record. NCBI's taxonomy places the organism in Eukaryota, Viridiplantae, Streptophyta, Magnoliopsida, Solanales, Solanaceae.
UAUGGGAAUCUUAGCUGACAUAAGCAUGGGGUCCCUUUCUAGUUUAUCCGAUCCAACCAGACCCAAAAUCUCACCUUUCUUCAAAAUACUACUCUAUAAAUGAGUUGUGAAGUGAACCUUACAUAGACUUGAAGAACAAAGCAUCUUCAAAGCUCUCCUCUUUUUUUUCAUUAGUGCUAAUAUCUCAAUAUUAAAUCAUGGCUGGAUCUUCCAUUAAUUCUCGUAAGUCCAACAAUAUCAAAUUCAUAUGUAGCUAUGAUGGCAAGAUCCUGCCACGUCAUCCCGACGGCAAGCUCCGUUAUCACGGUGGCGAAACACGUGUCCUUUCCGUUAAACGCUCCAUUGCUUUUGCCGAGCUGAUGGUGAAGCUAGGGGAGAUGUGUGGAGGAUCAGUGAGUUUAAGGUGUCAAUUGCCAACAGAAGAUUUAGAUGCUCUUGUGUCAAUCACUUCUGAUGAAGAUCUUGCCAAUCUCAUCGAGGAGUAUGAUCAUACUGCAAUUGCACCAUCGCCAUCGUCCUCCCUCAAGAUCAGAUCAUUUCUUUCACCUCCCAAAUCCGCAAAAAAAGUUACGUCUCCAAAUUCUUCAAUGGCUUCUUCCUCAUCAACUAUGAGUGCCAACUCGCCUAAGUCAUCGAGGUAUAACUGUCCAAUUAACGAGAGGUGUGUUCGUCAGACGAUGGCAAAGCCGCAGGUGGUGUUUCCUCUCUGUUAUCAGAAAGUGAUGGGAAAGCUUCCACAAUAUGCCUACCAUGGUCCUGGGUACACUGCUAGUAGCCAUAUUUACCCAAUUCACCAUGGCAACCACUAGCAAUAAUCAAUAGCAGUUAUUUCUUUGCAGACGACUUCAAUAUGCAACCAGGUAUUGUAAGUGGCAGAGUGACCUUGCUGCCAUGAUCCUCUCAAAUUUAGCUUUUUGUCACUCCGAUUCUUAAAACAAGAAAAAAGAAGUUGGAGUAGAUGAGCCUCUUGGAACAUAUAUACUUAAAAUUACUAAGUAUUUACCUAAAAUGAGAGAAAACAUCCAACAAGAAAAGAAGAAAAAAGAGGAGAUGUGUGUAUAUAUAUAUAUGUACUGUAAGAAGUAAGAAGGGCGUGUAAAUCAUUAACACGAAUUGGUGUUUGUAUACGGUAGAAAAACCGGAUACGGGUAGAUCCGGGAUAACUAUGGAUCGGAGAAAGAAAAGACCGAGGGUUCGUACGGGGACAUCACACCUCCGGAUGAGCACUUUAAUCGAGGCCGAGUAUAAGCACCAUCGGGCCCGGUCUCUAAGCCACCGAGGGUUCGGGAUCUCUACCCGGUGUCUCAUCAUCGUUGGUCCGGUAUCCGUGAGUCCGUUGGUCCGAUGCGACCGUUGCUAGGACGCGUCAGUGGUAUCACAUCAUGGACAGCUGCCAACUAUGCGUAUGUCAGACGGCGUCGUCAGUCACAUCACACCAAACCCGUGCAGGGGCUGUCCCUUUUAUUACUCUUUUAUUGGUUCACAUUGGAGAGGGCCCAUGGGCUCAUUGCUAUAAAUAGAGUACUCCCACCUCCCUUAGAGGGGUUGAUUCUCCUUUUA